GGUGACUACAAGUGCCCCACGCAAGAGCAUCGCCCAGCGGCCGGGACAGCGCGGAAGGUUCGCCGAGACCCGAACCGGGACCUUAUUCGGGCGCGGCGGGUUGGUGGCACUGGCGCAUAAACUUGCGAAGUGGGCGGUGGAACCAUUCCAGGGCGGCCAGGACAGGUGCCAGCUUCACCUGGAAUCUUCGAUGCCCAUCCUGGGCCAUCCCACCUCGCACUGCACACUGGAGGGGCAGUGAAGCAGUGACCUGCCUGCUUGCAGCUUGGGGUAAAGAUCGCCAAAUAAACAAAAACAUCGACAAAUGUCUCUGUUCUUUUGACUUGCGAGCGCUUGACUCUAGCCUUUUAAUCCCCCCCAAUUCAGUACCUCAUCACCGUCAUUUCAAAUACUUGACCCGAUUGCAAAAGACGACGACCAUGAGCGAAGGUAGCUUCCAACGACCGUUGCGUGGCGGUUGCCAGUGCGGGCGCAAUAGUUACAUCAUCGAGGUCCCGCAAGGCACGACCGAGAAAGCGCAGGUGCUCUUCCAUACAGACUCAAUGCACAGAGUUCCUCUCGCAACCCCACUAGCCGCCAUGAUCCGAGUGCCACUCUCGUGGUAUCAUAGCUCAACCCACGCCUUCUACCCGGACGAAAGGCACUCCGCGAUCCGCCGCGUUUUCGAAUCACCCUCCAACCACCACCCCUCGAGACGAAACUUUUGCGGCUUCUGCGGCACGCCGCUGUCCUACUGGACCGAGAGACCCCCUACCGAGGCGGAGUUCAUCCAUCUGACCCUUGCGAGCCUGCGAGGCGAAGACCUACGAGAUCUGGAAGAUUUGGGGCUGAUUCCAGAGUUUGAAGAGCCGGAAGAACAGCCCGCUACUCCGACAACAACCACGGUAAUUGGGAGAGAAACCCAGGGCGUACCUUGGUUCGAGGGCAUGAUCGAGGGGACCCGUUUGGGCAACCUGCGUCACAGCCAGGUUGUUGAUCAUAGCAAAGACGGGAAAAUUAGGGUUGAAUGGGAGAUUGUAGAGUGGACCGAGGGAGACGACGCUACCAACGUGGCCCCAGCAGCGGAUGGCGAUGUUAAUAUGACGACGAAUCAUCCGGGAAAACGCAAAAUGAACGACCGAGAGGAUGAGGAUGCGGCUGUUGACGGCAUGCAUUGAGCCUUGCCCAUGCCGUGCAUUGCAGCAGCAGGGUAGGUCGUAAUGAGUCCAGGGCCGUCUCGAGCUGGGCCGGCUCACCUUCGUCCCGGCUUCCGUACACCUCGGUGAGGCUCUGGAUAGGGUCUCCAAAACAAUAGCUAUGCUUCUGGCGCGGACUUUGUCACGUUGGUCUUGGAAUUUGGCGCAAAAGUGUAGCAGUUCAAAAGACGGUCUUCCCAAUUUACACAUAUGAGAGAGUGUGCUCCAUGGCGGAUAUGGUAGGAGUUGGGAUACGGUUCGAAGAGAUGGGCAGGCAUACACUGUAUCGAACGCAGUAUCAACGAUGAUAAUAGUAAAGGUGAAGAUAUCUUGGGAUAGCUGUAGACGCGACCAUGUAUGCACAUGCCUGAGCAGAGAAUAAGUGUUAUAAAAUCUCCGAUGAUUUU
This is a messenger RNA of Colletotrichum godetiae, 1582 nucleotides long. RefSeq lists its product as uncharacterized. Bases 420 to 1157 code for a protein of 245 amino acids. The transcript is spliced from 2 exons. NCBI's taxonomy places the organism in Eukaryota, Fungi, Ascomycota, Sordariomycetes, Glomerellales, Glomerellaceae. The record is from RefSeq and is a predicted model, not a curated record.